AUGGAGGCGGCCUCGCCGGCUGGACCCCGCGCCCCGCAACGGUACGCGCCAGGAGGGGCGGGCGCGCUGGGGAGCCUGCUGCGCGGGCUCAGAGGCCAGCUCUUCACCUGGCAUAUCUUGAAGACAGUUGCCCUGGGUCAGAUGCUGUCCUUGUGUAUAUGUGGGACAGCCAUCACCAGCCAGUACCUGGCAGAAAAAUACAAAGUGACCACCCCCAUGCUUCAGAGCUUUAUCAACUAUUGCUUGCUGUUUCUAUUUUAUACAGUGAUGCUGACAUUUCAAUCAGGGAGCGAUAACCUUUUAUCCAUCUUGAAGAGAAAAUGGUGGAAGUAUGUCCUCCUUGGGUUAGCAGACGUGGAAGCUAAUUACCUGAUCGUCCGAGCGUACCAGUACACCACUCUAACCAGUGUCCAGCUUCUGGACUGCUUUGGGAUCCCUGUGUUGAUGGCGCUCUCGUGGUUUAUUCUUUAUGCAAGAUACAGAGUGAUCCACUUCGUCGCUGUGGCUGUAUGUCUGCUGGGCGUGGGAACGAUGGUCGGUGCAGACAUCCUGGCAGGGAGGGAAGACAAUUCAGGGAGUGACGUCCUGAUUGGUGACAUCUUGGUCCUUCUUGGGGCUUCCCUCUAUGCUGUUUCUAACGUGUGUGAAGAAUACAUUGUGAAGAAGCUGAGCAGACAGGAGUUUUUAGGGAUGGUGGGCUUAUUUGGAACAAUUAUCAGCGGCAUACAGCUAUUGAUUGUGGAAUAUAAGGAUAUUGCCAGCAUCCAGUGGGACUGGAAGAUUGCCCUGCUGUUUGUGGCGUUUGCCCUCUGCAUGUUUUGCCUGUACAGCUUCAUGCCACUUGUGAUUAAAGUCACCAGUGCCACCUCUGUGAACUUGGGCAUCCUGACAGCUGACCUCUACAGUCUUUUCUUUGGACUCUUUCUGUUUGGCUAUAAGUUCUCCGGGCUCUACAUCCUGUCCUUCUCUGUCAUCAUGGUGGGCUUCAUUCUGUACUGCUCUACCCCGACGCGCACGGCGGAGCCCACAGAAAGCAGCGUGCUGCCCGUCACCGGCAUCGGGAUUGACAACCUAGGGCUGAAGCUGGAGGAGAACCUGCAGGAGACCCACUCAGCCGCCUUGUAGCUACAGAGGAAGGCGC
Odobenus rosmarus divergens (Pacific walrus) is the source of this 1141-nucleotide messenger RNA. RefSeq names its product solute carrier family 35, member F2 (gene SLC35F2). The record is from RefSeq and is a predicted model, not a curated record. The transcript is spliced from 8 exons. The coding region runs from base 1 to 1125 and encodes 374 amino acids. Gene Ontology annotation, cellular component: membrane. NCBI's taxonomy places the organism in Eukaryota, Metazoa, Chordata, Mammalia, Carnivora, Odobenidae. Gene Ontology annotation, molecular function: transmembrane transporter activity. Gene Ontology annotation, biological process: transmembrane transport.